AUGGCAAGCAAGAAGACUAGAGGGAAGCAAAAGAUUGAGAUAAAGAAAAUUGAAAAUGCAGAAGAUCGCCUUGUGACUUUUACAAAGAGGAAAUCUGGCAUUUACAAUAAGUGCAACGAGCUAGCAGCAACCCUAUGCGGUGCAGAGGUUGGUGUCGUGGUGUUCUCUGAAUUUGAGAAACCAUACUCGUACGGUCAUCCUUCCAUUGAAUCCAUAGCUGACCGGUUCUUAAACCAACAAUCUCCCCAAGAAACUAACGGUGACAAUAUCGCCAGUCAUGUUGUGGGGGCUUACAAGCAAGCAAGAAUCACUGAGAUACUCAACAAGUACAAUGAGUUACAAGAAAAGCUAAGUAAUGAACAACUUCGAGAGAAAGAACUUCAGCAAAGAGAAAAAGCAAGAGCAAGUGAAGGCCUCGGUUGGUGGCAGCGUCCUAUUAAGGAGCUAGACUUGGAGGGAACUAAAGAAAAUGUAUGCUUCCUUCCAGCACCUCCAUAA
This is a messenger RNA of Fragaria vesca subsp. vesca, 498 nucleotides long. RefSeq names its product agamous-like MADS-box protein AGL62-like. Gene Ontology annotation, molecular function: DNA-binding transcription factor activity, RNA polymerase II-specific; protein dimerization activity; RNA polymerase II cis-regulatory region sequence-specific DNA binding. The transcript has a single exon. Gene Ontology annotation, biological process: regulation of transcription by RNA polymerase II. The record is from RefSeq and is a predicted model, not a curated record. NCBI's taxonomy places the organism in Eukaryota, Viridiplantae, Streptophyta, Magnoliopsida, Rosales, Rosaceae. The coding region runs from base 1 to 498 and encodes 165 amino acids.